Messenger RNA from Scedosporium apiospermum, 1701 nucleotides. RefSeq names its product Threonine dehydratase, mitochondrial. Lineage: Eukaryota; Fungi; Ascomycota; Sordariomycetes; Microascales; Microascaceae. The record is from RefSeq and is a predicted model, not a curated record. Bases 1 to 1701 code for a protein of 566 amino acids. The transcript has 3 exons. Gene Ontology annotation, biological process: L-threonine catabolic process. Gene Ontology annotation, molecular function: threonine deaminase activity; pyridoxal phosphate binding.
AUGGCCGACUCCCAGGAGCCUCGAGCCGUUCUCCCGGAGACGAAUGGCCUCGUUUACCUACCAAACGGCAUCAAUGGCGACGACCAUCGCCCAGUCACACCGCCACAGCGCAACGGCAUGUCGCUCACUGAAUAUAGUGCCAACCCCAAGACGCCGUCGCCGGAAAGAAGGCAACGCAUCAAGGGUGUGGUCCCCGACGACUUUCUGCUAGAAGAUGGCAAUCCAGAUUAUCUGCGCCUGAUCGCCACGGCGACUAAUCGACUCGAAUGCAACGUCUUAUUAAAACGGGAGGAUCAACAGCCCGUCUUCAGCUUCAAGCUGAGAGGCGCCUACAACAAGAUGGCCCACCUCGACCCCGCCGUGAGCUGGAAGGGUGUCAUUGCUUGCUCGGCCGGCAACCACGCCCAGGGCGUGGCAUACUCGGCCCGCAAGCUCAAGAUUCCUGCGACUAUCGUCAUGCCCGAGGCGACGCCCAGCAUCAAGCACCUCAACGUCUCCCGACUCGGAGGCCACGUCGUAUUACAUGGCGCAGAUUUUGAUGCUGCGAAGGAGGAGUGUGCUCGACGAGAGAAGCUGGACGGGUUGAUCAACAUUCCCCCCUUCGAUGACCCCUAUGUUAUUGCGGGACAGGGGACCAUUGGUAUGGAGCUGUUCGGUCAGACGAAUAUGCAGAAGCUCGAGGCCAUCUUUUGCUGUAUCGGUGGCGGCGGUCUGAUCGCCGGUAUCGGCGCAUAUGUCAAGAGGAUGGCUCCUCAUGUCAAGAUCAUCGGUGUCGAGGCGUACGACGCCAAUGCUAUGGUCCAGUCCUUGAAGAAGGGCGAGCGUGUUGUCCUCAAGGAUGUCGGCCUCUUUGCCGAUGGAGCUGCGGUAAAGACGGUGGGCGAGGAGACUUUCCGUCUCUGCAGGGAAGUAGUGGACGAGGUUAUCGAGGUUACCACGGAUGAGAUUUGUGCUGCCAUCAAGGAUAUGUACGACGACACUCGAUCUGGCCUCGAGCCUGCCGGUGCCCUCUCCAUUGCUGGCCUCAAGAAAUAUGUGGCCCAGAACCCUUCGGAGGAUACCAACAGGACCCUUAUCGCCGUCACUUCCGGAGCCAACAUGAACUUUGACAGGCUAAGGUUUGUCGCAGAGCGCGCGACGCUAGGUGAAGGAAAGGAGGCCCUUCUCGCCGUCAGCAUUCCCGAGAAGCCUGGCUCAUUUGCCGAGCUGAUCAGCGCCGUGAUGCCCCAUGCUGUCACUGAAUUCUCCUACCGCUACGCGACCCCCGAGAUUGCCAACAUUCUUAUCGGUAUCUCUCUAACGGGCCCGGCCUCCCAGAGGGGAGAAGAGCUAGCUCGGUUACUUGGCCGCAUUAGGUGGGGCGGCAUGAGCGUCACCGACCUCUCGGGCGACGAACUUGCCAAGACUCACAUCCGAUAUCUCGUUGGUGGCCGAUCGAAUGUGCCCAACGAGAGACUCUACAUGUUCAACUUCCCUGAGCGGCCCGGCGCGCUCGAAAAGUUUGUCACGGCGCUGAAGCCCAAGUUCAACAUCAGCCUCUUCCAGUACCGGAACUACGGCGGUGAUGUCGCCAAGAUUCUGACGGGCAUCAUGUGUCCCGAUAGUGAAUUGGAAGAACUGGAGAAGUUCUUGAAGGUCGUCGGAUAUCCCUAUGAGGAUUGCACACAGUCGGACGUCUUUAAGAUGUUCCUUCGUUCAUAG